Messenger RNA from Esox lucius (northern pike), 3790 nucleotides. It is a transcript of the gene mllt3, whose product is annotated as MLLT3 super elongation complex subunit. Lineage: Eukaryota; Metazoa; Chordata; Actinopteri; Esociformes; Esocidae. Gene Ontology annotation, biological process: regulation of DNA-templated transcription. Gene Ontology annotation, cellular component: super elongation complex. The transcript is spliced from 14 exons. Bases 168 to 2027 code for a protein of 619 amino acids. The record is from RefSeq and is a predicted model, not a curated record.
CCCACCCGCUCCCCCCUCCGUUACAGGGCAGAUAAGUGACAGGCCAAUAGUGUGCCACAGACCCUCUGUGUUACAGACCCUGACAUAACAUUCACCGUCAUCGACCUGACACGGCAGGAAUAUUCACACUACUGGAGCCCCACGCUUCUGAGGGCCUAUGAUUUUGGAUGUUCCAGGGUGCUGUUCAGGUGAAACUAGAACUCGGACAUCGUGCCCAGGUCAGAAAGAAACCCACGGUGGAAGGCUUUACGCACGACUGGAUGGUGUUUGUCCGAGGACCAGAGCACAGCAACAUUCAGCACUUUGUGGAAAAAGUAGUUUUUCAUCUGCACGAAAGCUUCCCAAGACCAAAAAGAGUGUGCAAGGAUCCCCCGUAUAAAGUGGAGGAGUCUGGAUACGCAGGCUUCAUCUUGCCCAUUGAAGUUUACUUCAGAAAUAAGAUGUUCCACUGCACCUCUCAGGAAGAGCCGAAGAAAGUGCGCUUCGACUACGACCUGUUCCUGCACCUAGACGGACACCCGCCCGUCAAUCACCUGCGCUGCGAGAAGCUCACCUUCAACAACCCCACGGAGGAGUUCCGCAGGAAGCUGCUCAAAGCCGGCGGGCAACGGGAUCCUAACAAAAGAAGUUCAGACGACUCUAAAGUGAUGGUAAUGCAGGAGGGCUCCACGUCUCUGUUUGGCCAGCACCUCAAGCUGCCCACCCUGCCCAGCAGCUCCCUGACACUGACCUUCUCUGACGCUAAGAAGAGCAAGGCCUUCCCAGGGCCAAAGGUCAGUGGUGAUCUUCAGGACGGCUCUAAAGGACCUAGUGCCCUUCUCACCACCACCACCACCACGAACAGCAGCAGCAGCUCAUCCAAGCCCCACAGACCCUCCAAGGACCCCAAGGACAAGCCUUCCAAAGAGCCCAAAAGUGCCUUUAGAGACUCUAGCCGGGAACCUGGCAAAGUCUCCAAAGACCCCUCCAAGAAGCCCAAAGAGAACCAGCCUCUUCGGGACAAUCCCCAGAUCCCCAAGAUGGGCUUCAAAGAGCCCAAGUCCAUGUCCAAGGAGCCCCGGCAGGACGGAGGCUUCUCCCACGGGCCUGGGACUAACAAGCGACCGUCUGCCGCUGACGGCGAGGAACACUUGACCAAAAAACGCAAGAAGGGCUUCUCGGAGUUGACUUUAAAGCCGUCAGGGGGCUCGUCCCUGACGCAGGCCCCGCCCCACCACUCCGAUAAGAAACUUCUGAAAGACAAAUCCCAGGUGCGGACGACUAAGCUUCGGGCGGACGGCAGUGAGGCGCCAGGGGAGCGCAGGAAGGCAUCAGCACUGACGCCGUUCCCUGAGUUGCUGGACGCCAAUGAUUCCGACAUGGAGGACAACAUGUCCACCAAAUCCGAUUCGGACCAGCCUAGUCCGGCCAGCUCCAGCUCCAGCCCGGGUUUUGCGGCCAGCCACAAACGGCAAGUGGCUGAGUUCGUCCGCAGGAAGGUUGUGGCAGUCCCUUCCACCGCCCACACAGUGUUGGGUCCUCUCCGUUCGAUCAUCCACGACCUGCACUCUGACGACAACGAGGACGAUUCAGAUGAGGACCCGGACAACGACGUGGACUCUGACCUGGAGCGGCCGAUGAUGCACGCACACAUGGUGCACCACCGCCACCGCCGCGUCAGCUUGAGUGACGGCAGUGAGAGCGAGAACAGCUCGGCCCCGUCGCCCCACUCUCGUCACGAGCCCCCGCCUCUCCUGAAGACCAGUACUACACAGAUACUGGAGGUAAAGAGCCCCAUUAAGCAAACAAAGCAGGAUAAGAAUAAAAACAUUGACUGUGACAAGGCGUAUCUGGAGGAGCUGGUUGAGCUUCACCGAAGACUGAUGACACUGCGAGAGAGGCACAUACUUCAACAGAUCGUGAACCUCAUCGAAGAGACAGGACACUUCCACAUCACAAACACCACUUUUGACUUUGACCUCUGUUCCCUGGAUAAAACCACGGUACGCAAGCUUCAGAGUUACCUGGAAACCUCUGGAACGUCAUGAGGUAUGGGAUCAGCUUUCUGCCAUGAGGAAUAACAAUGAAAGAAGAACUUCCUCUUUUUCUUUUUGUCCGUUACUUAAAACUUGAACUUUUGCGGCAUUGCAAAAACUUACCUGCAACUACCCGCCACGGCUUGGCCCUGUCCUGGGUUCUAGUGCCUGGCGGUUCUGGUCACUCCUCUGCUUGUUGGAACCUGGCUCUCCAUGCGACCAGGGUAGCCCAGGAGCGUAAUAGACCUGAAUGGUGUGCCACGUCACUCUGGACAUGAGUCCUGUCGACCAGGAAUAUCACCCUGAAAGCCUUGAAGAAAUUCCACAGUUGACAAAAAAAAAAUAAAAGGGGGAAAAGAAACAGAGACCUUGCUCUUAAAACAAAUGUGCAUAUUAUGACCAUGUAUGUACGUUGAAUUUUUUUGUUCUUUGUGACGGAUGAUGCAUGUUCAACACUGCCUUAGCACAUUUGUCAGUCUUUAUUUAUUGAGUUUGAGUUCCAGGAUAUGUGUGGUCAGUGUGAGCGCGUGCCUGUGCGUGUGGGUGUGUAGGCGUGCGCGUGUGUGUGUGUGUGUGUGUGUGUGUUAAUAAUUGCAAAAUGGAAUUAGUCUUGUGCAAGCACUUCACAACAAGCAUCUCUGGCUCGGGAAGUACGGUGGAGCAGCGCAUUGCAAUCACAACGUUGGGAUUUCAAGUGACUUCAAUGGCAAUCGGACGUCCUGCCGUGUAAGGAUAGCAUUUGUCCUCCAAAACGUAUGUUUGUUAUCAGUGCCCAAUGGUACCAGCUGAAGACAAAUCAUGGACUCAAACUGGCGCUGUUAAAGAUGUCCUCCGGGAGUUUUUGUGUAUUUUCAGCCAGUAUAGUUUUGAGUGAGACAAGACGGGUCCCUGUUUUCUGUGCACUACAUCAUUGAAUUGUUUACUAAAUCACCCUCUUUUUGUUUUUUUUGGGGCAAUUUGUUUGAGAUGUUACAAAUCCAGUUUAUAAUGUCAUACUUUUGGUGUGCUUAAGAUCCCGCAAUGCAUCUUUAACACAACUGUAUAUUCCGUUCUUGGUACCAAAACUUGAAUUGAUGUAUUGGAUAAAGACAACGCAAAUUUACAAUGUGUGCUUGCAUGUUGUUUUUGCAAGCUCUCGCUUGUAUUCCACAUUUUUUGCUUUCCACAAGUUGAAACAAAGCGAUCAAUCUAUUGUCAACAGGCCUGUGCUAAAAUGUAACCAUUUUGAAUCCUGGGAUUUUGAGGGAGAAUAUACUUUGAAUAUUAUUUAUUUCAGUGGGACUUCAAUUUGCCAAAUUAAAAAGUUGUGUUUAGGAAUUGACAAGAUGUAAGUGCUAAUAAAAAAAAGAAGAAAAAGAAGUUUGGUUAAAUUGUUAUGUUGGACAUUGUCCUCUUUGCUUAUCCGAAGAAUUGAAGUUGAUUUUGAUCAGUCUGCAGACGAUGCCUAAAUGGGAAUACCAGUGGUGGAAGCUAUUUACAGGGCUACUCAAAGGCAGAAUAUGUUGUGUUUUGCUUGACCCCUAUCUGCCUUACGAGUUCUUGUUUAUUCUUAGGACACACAAUAAACAUUCUGUAUUUUGUACAGAUGAGGACAUGUGCAACCUGUAGUGAAGAGUUAUUGGCACUGUGUGAUUUUUGAAAUUUGUUCUGUCUUUUUGUAUGUUGUUACAAUGUCUUAUUGUUGAAUGACUUACACGUCGAGAAAUGAUGACAAAAUGUAUUUCUAAGCCCAAAGAUGUUUGUUUUGUUUGGGAUAUCAUGGUAUAUUGUUUAUG